Molecule: messenger RNA, 675 nt
Organism: Malus domestica (apple)
Lineage: Eukaryota; Viridiplantae; Streptophyta; Magnoliopsida; Rosales; Rosaceae
Source: RefSeq, a predicted model, not a curated record
AUGGCGUCUUCUUCUGUCAAAAUUGAAGGUUUAUUGGGAAUGCUAACGAUCCGAUUACAAGAAGAUAAUUUUGCAAAGUGGUCAUUUCAGUUUCAAUUUGUCUUGGAAGGAUAUGAUUUCUUUGAUGGCAUUAAUAUUUGUCCACCAAAGUAUGUGAUUUCUCUAGAAGCCAUUGAGUAUGUGGUUGGUUGUAAGACCGCUCAUGAAGCUUGGACCAGUCUUACUGAUAGAUAUGCAACAGUAUCUCGAGCAAGAAUCAAUCAUCUCAAGACUGAACUUCACACUAUUAAGAAGGGUGCUGACACUAUUGAGAAAUACUUGCUGCGUCUUAAAGGUUUAAAAGAUCAGUUACUUGUUGCAGGGGAAACUGUUUCAGACAAUGACCUAAUUGUAGCCUCUUGGGUUGGGUUGCCAUUUGAGUACAAUAUGAUUAAAACUACGAUUGUGGCCCGAGAGUCUUCCAUUACACUUAAAGAGUUUCGUGCACAGCUUUUGAGUGCUGAGAAAACUGUAGAAGAAGUUCAAGGUGGUCUUCAAUUCCCUAUGACUGGCAUGUAUUCACAUAGAGAAUCUUCCAAUGCUGCAACUCAACGAGGACAAGGGUUUAAUGGUGGAUAUGGAGGUGAUCAGUAUUAUCCAGAAGUGUCUUCAAAUGCUGUCUUUCAUCAUGGAUAG